AUGGACUUGAAACGAUGGAAAAAAGAAGCUUAUCUGCAUGUGAACCCUAAACCCUUUGAAAAAGUUCCUGUUCAUCCUUCGGUGGUGAUCUUUAAUGAAAGGGUUUCUCAGGCCAAGGAAGCCCUCAGGAACUCAAUCAUACCCUGGAAGCAUAUGGUGAAGAUUGAGGACCUGAGGGGUAAGGUUCUUACCGGAAAUAACGUUAUCGUUGAAAACUGGCCGUUGGACAACUGUGACAAUAAGAGUUUCAUGAAGCGAGCUAAUUUUGUGAAGGUUGAGGCAAACUUGUCUCAACUUAAGUUUAAAUUGCCUCGUCAUUACGACAGGGAACUUGAUAUGGACAUUGACAGUUCCUAA
This is a messenger RNA of Mucor mucedo, 357 nucleotides long. RefSeq lists its product as uncharacterized. The transcript has 3 exons. Bases 1 to 357 code for a protein of 118 amino acids. NCBI's taxonomy places the organism in Eukaryota, Fungi, Mucoromycota, Mucoromycetes, Mucorales, Mucoraceae. The record is from RefSeq and is a predicted model, not a curated record.